UCCCCUCUGACCCGGUGUCUAGUCGCUCUGUCUUCCUGUUCCAAACCACGUGGACGCGUCGGGGGCCGCGGUGGUCCCGGUCUCGUUCCCAGCUCCCGGCCCUCCGCGGACCGCGCUCACAUGGCGACCCAGGCGCACUCCCUCAGCUACGCGGGGUGCAACUUCUUGCGCCAGCGGCUGGUCCUGUCCACCCUGAGCGGGCGCCCGGUCAAGAUCCGCAGGAUUCGGGCCAGGGACGACAACCCGGGCCUCCGAGAUUUUGAAGCAAGCUUUAUAAGGCUGUUGGACAAAAUAACUAAUGGUUCUCGAAUUGAAAUCAACCAAACAGGAACAAGCUUAUAUUACCAGCCUGGCCUCCUGUACGGUGGGUCUGUGGAGCAUGACUGUAGUGUUCUCCGUAGCAUUGGCUACUACCUGGAGGCUCUGCUUUGCCUGGCUCCGUUUAUGAAGCACCCGUUAAAAAUCAUCCUGCGAGGAGUGACCAAUGACCAGGUUGACCCUUCGGUUGAUGUUCUUAAGGCAACAGCACUCCCUCUGUUGAAACAGUUUGGGAUUGAUGGAGAAUCAUUUGAGCUAAAGAUCUUGCGACGGGGAAUGCCUCCGGGAGGAGGAGGUGAAGUGCUUUUCUCAUGUCCUGUAAGGAAGGUCCUGAAGCCUGUCCAGCUCACAGACCCAGGAAAAAUCAAGCGGAUCAGAGGAAUGGCGUACUCGGUGCGCGUAUCACCUCAGAUGGCAAACCGGAUUGUGGAUUCUGCCAGGAGCAUCCUCAACAAGUUCAUACCCGACAUCUAUAUCUACACAGACCACAUGAAAGGCGUCAACUCUGGGAAGUCUCCAGGCUUUGGACUGUCGCUGGUGGCAGAGACUACCAAUGGUACCUUCCUGAGUGCUGAACUGGCCUCUAAUCCCCAGGGCCAGGGAGCAGCAGUGCUUCCUGAGGACCUCGGCAGGAACUGUGCAAAGCUGCUGCUUGAAGAAAUCUAUAGGGGCGGAUGUGUGGACUCGACCAACCAAAGUCUAGUUCUGCUGCUCAUGACCCUUGGACAGCAGGACGUUUCCAAAGUCCUGCUGGGACCACUCUCCCCUUACACGAUAGAAUUUUUGCGGCAUUUGAAGAGCUUUUUCCAGGUUAUGUUUAAAAUUGAAACGAAGCCAUGUGGUGAAGAACGCAAGGGUGGGGACAAAGUGCUGAUGACCUGCGUUGGGGUUGGCUUCUCGAAUCUCAGCAAGACCCUCAAGUGAUGCUGUUACACCGUAAGCCUCCGUUGUGGAUGGAUGAAGCAGAAGCUGCAGAGGACCUAAGGGACCAUGCCCAGAUGUGUCCAUCCAGCAUGCCCAGAUGUGUGCAUCCAGGACAGGACAACCUCCUAACAAUAAGGACUUUAUUAACUAGUUUUCCACUGAAAAUACUGAUGUGCAAAUAGAAGACGUUUCUACCCUGUGACUCCAGCUCUUUCUCCAGUGACAGUGACAUUCCUUGGAGGCCCAAGCUGUGAGCGUCCCAACUCAUCUGGAGGAGGGGCCCUCAGGAAGUGGCCGUGCUGCUCAAACAGUCUGUGGACUGUGGUUUUGUGUGGGGAUUCACGUGGCAGUGUGUGUGGAAGCCCUGUUCACCAUGACAGACUGUGAGAAUGCCAGAGGCUGGGGCAUUUCGUUUAUCUCUUGUUUUGUGAAUGAGUUGUUGCACAGGUGCAUGCUGUAUUUAAUCUGGUAAAUUGUGUGUGAGGGACCAGUGGUUGGGAUGCGGGGGGCAAUUCUGGGGUGUCUUUAGGUGUUUUCUAUAUUCCAGGUAUGGCAUAAAUUUUGUUUUUAUUCUUCUAAUAGCGCUAUAGUGUAAAUUAUUAUUUCCAUAAGAAAAUUCAAAAGGAUAUUUUGUUUGUUUGAUGUUUAUAAUGCAGAAACAUUAGAUCUUCUGGUUUAAAGGUGUAACAGCCAGAGUCUACGAUGUUACCUACUUGUAAGCUAAUGUUCCUGUUUCAUGGAUGCUAGCAAGAGUCCUAGCUGUCCAAGUCCUGGGUCAGAGACAUAGGACUUUGUAGCAUAGUAGGCAGCAUAAACAUGUUUAAACUGAAGUCUCUACUGCCAAGUCCUGCUGUGGGAGGAAGGGGCUCAGGUAGGUGUGCAUACAGUAAAACUCACAUCACAGGCGGGGAACAUGGGUGCUGAGGAAUCUUCCUUCUUCGUAGCAAGUCUGUUCUUUACUCCACUGGAAAGACUCUUUGACCCCUCAAGACUGCUUACUGCAAACAGUUUCGAGAAGGGACUUAGGCAGAGACCAAUGAGAAUGUGCAGGGGUCCCAGGAUCACGGCAGAUUCCCCUGUAGAGUGUGCGUGUGUGACAUGUACAGGAUACACCAGUGGUGUUCUCCCUGUUGCAGCAGGCAUUGGAAGUCAGGGUGGCCUUUGCCUCACUCUUCUUCCUCAGAACCUUUUCCUUUCAUUAAAAGAGCAGUGUCAUUUGCUGCUGGCUGAAGAUGCAGAGCUGGAGAUCUGACCUUGAGGGACACCGGGACAUUCUGGAUGAGGCCCUGAGCUCAGAGCAUUCCUUUGUAUAGCCGUGUCCUGUUGGUGCAUAACAGUUUAAAACAGUACUCACUCAGCAUCCCAGAGUUGGUAGGUCACAAGUGUGGCAGGUGUGGAUAACGUCUCUACAUGACAUCACACAUGGUCGCUGUCAAGGUAUCAGCCCCUCGGGCUCUCACUUGAAGGCCCUGGGUAAAAAGAGAGGUGCAGGAUUCAGGGUGUGGGAUUGAAGUCCAUUCCUUUGCUAGCUGCUGCCAACAAUGGAAGCCUGUGAACUCUACCUGCAGUUCCUCUACUUGACCCCUCCAUCUUCAAGCUAGCAAGGCUGUGUCAAAUCCUUGACAUUUAAGCAGAAUCUGACUUCCUCUUGGGACACCAGCUAGAGAAAAUAUUACCUUGAAACCAUCUGUGGUGUGGCGGUCCCACCUGGGCAGUCCUCCUGUCUUAAGGUCAGGCAGUUACGACACGGUCUGAAUUAGUGUGUGUUUGGUCAUCUUAGAAUUUGGUCUACCACAUAUUGGAGGCCACUGUUGUUUUAAAUGACACCUGCUCAAACAGAACUAAGUGACUGUGGUGCUUUGGACCUGCCAGGUUUUCUCUAACAGGGGCUCCUGUUCUUUCAUAUGUGCUUUGGAAAUACGUGUCAGUGUCAGGGAGCAGGUAGAAGCCCGAGCAGCAUGGAGGACAUGUGUGUCUGUCUGUUCUGUCUGUAAACACAGGAGUGUCUGGUGAGCUCUAGCCCUCUGCUGCAGCUGGUUCUGGAGUUGGAACAUCUGGGAGCAGUGGUGAAGUAGAAAGGAUGAAUUGGUUUCCUCCCCCCAUUUGAACAAGAUCUUAUAGUAAGUAGUCCAGAUUGCAAUGCCUCAGCUUCCUGAGUACUGUGAUCACAAGGCUGCAUCCCCACAAGUGCAAUAUUUAAACAACCGUUCUUGAUGGUUUCUCAAAGAAAACAAAGCCAGCCCUUCUGUAGGCUUGAGUCAUCUGCCAGCUGCUGUCUGGAGACCACGCGGCUCGUGUAGUCUGCUCUGUUCUUGGCUUUGCUCCUUGGUCUAGCCAUUCGCCACAGGUUGUUUAGGAAGUGGUAGAGUUCUGUUUGGACAGAUCUGGUGUAGGAAUUUGGCUUUCUGUCUUGGCCUUCCCUGUUUUGGUUUCUAUUGCUGUGAUAAAACACCAUGACCAAAAGCACCUUG
This is a messenger RNA of Onychomys torridus (southern grasshopper mouse), 3713 nucleotides long. It is a transcript of the gene Rcl1, whose product is annotated as RNA terminal phosphate cyclase like 1. Gene Ontology annotation, molecular function: RNA endonuclease activity. Gene Ontology annotation, biological process: ribosome biogenesis; endonucleolytic cleavage of tricistronic rRNA transcript (SSU-rRNA, 5.8S rRNA, LSU-rRNA). Bases 121 to 1242 code for a protein of 373 amino acids. The record is from RefSeq and is a predicted model, not a curated record. Gene Ontology annotation, cellular component: nucleolus. The transcript is spliced from 9 exons. Lineage: Eukaryota; Metazoa; Chordata; Mammalia; Rodentia; Cricetidae.